UGUAAUCACUUUCUUUACAUAGGAGGUUUAGUAUUGUAAGUUUAGCUAUAAGAGUUGGUGUUUUCUUUCUGUUACAGUUCUCCGUGUUUCUGUUUUGUCACUUUUGAUUAUUUUGUGUGAAUCACUGAUUAGUAUAGUGUAAUUCAUUAUAGUGUUUGUUCAAAAUAUUAGCAUAGUGAAUAGAAUUAAUCUUAAUAAUUAGUGUACUUCAUAUACUGUUGUUUUUGUUAUGCCCAGAUAAGUAGAUCCCCCAAUAAACUAUCAACAACCUCAUCACACUGAAAUCCAAAAGCAAGAUUUCUAUUAAAAAGGUACAAGCCACGACAGGGACCUCAUCCAACCAACCGGCGCAGCAGAGGAAGGAGGAAAGGCCCAGGUCUUUGGGGACGCUUUUAAAGGGGAGAUACAUCAUCAAGGGCUUAAGGUCACCGUAGGUGCUGUAGGAGACUAGCUAGUGUUACUCCCAGUACACUAGAUAUCAAGAUAUCCCCACAAUGAGUGGUGACAGAUCCUCCCACACAGAGGAGGAGGUGUUCCAGGGAUAUGAAGUCCUCAGAACCCUUGGCAAGGGCAGCUUUGGCAAGGUGAAGCUGGCCCGCCAUGUGGAGAGUGGGACCAUGUUGGCUGUGAAGAUCAUUGCCAGAGGGCACGGGGAUUCCUCUGAGUUCCCACAAGCAAGGGUAGAAGCAGAGAUUAUGAGUUCUCUGCAUCACCCUCACAUUGUACAGCUAAUGCAGGUAGACUACACGGCAGAGAGAGCCUACCUGUUCAUGGAAUAUAUUAGCGUGGGGGACCUUGGAAAGUUAGUGGCAGUGCGCGGCCACCUUGAGGAAGGAGAAGCAUGCUACUAUUUCAGUCAGACCCUGGAAGCAGUGGAGUACUGCCAUAAGCAGCAUGUUGUCCACAGAGAUAUAAAAUUAGAAAAUCUCCUUGUGGACAGAAACAUGUGUAUUAAACUAAUUGACUUUGGCUUAAGCCAAAAAUUGGCUGAAGGCCAACAACUCAAUUCAUUGUGUGGCAGCCUCGAAUACUGUGCCCCGGAAGAAUUCUUAGGGAAGGAAUUCGAUGGCUACAAGGCCGACGUGUGGAGCCUGGGCGUGCUCCUAUACACCAUGGUGAAAGGGUGGCUGCCCUUUGAAGGGAACAGCUUUGCAUACUUGAAGGCAGCCAUCCUGGCUGGCUCUUACCUAAUCCCCUCCUCUAUAAGCAGGGAACUGGAGCAGCUGCUGGACUGGCUGAUGACCUGUGACCCUGCUGAGAGGCCCACAGUGGCAGAUGCUAUGGGCCACAAGUGGCUCAGCAUGGAGCAGAAAGGGCCCAAACUGAGUGAAGACACAGCCAAACAGACUCAGAGUUCAACCGAGGACGAGGACCUCAGUGAAAGUGUGGAGAGCCUGAGCUCUCAGGAGGGCCUCCGAGAACAGGACGGCCCCCUGUGGGGAAAAGCCCAGCUACGGGCUCACCUCAGAGGAGGAGGAAGCGAAAUUUACAUGGGGCUCCCAGGUCCUUCGCAUGUUACUGAAGGUCCGAAAUACCUCUCAGGCCUCCUCUUCCAGCUGGGCUGUGAGGAGGAGGAUGGCUGCUUGUCCCCUGCUCUGAGCUGGGGGAAAUCCCAGGAGGGCUUCCGUGGAGCAGCGAGACCUGAGCUCACUGAAGUGGAGCUUCUAGCAUCUCCCCAGGAUGCUGAGGCCCAAAGCUACCUGGUGGAGCUGGGCUUUCAGCUGAGCCAUAAAGCAGCCCCCCUGACACCCGGUCUCCAAGCCAGCGCCACGUCCCCAGUGCUGCCUGAAGGUGACCCAUCAUCAGGGCUAAAUGCCUGCCAUGGAGCCCGCAGGAUGGACGGUUCCCCACCUGGCAUGAUGAUGAUCCACACUCCUCGCCCAGUCCUCAGGUAUAACAGCUCCGUGUCCUCUGCGUCCACUCUCAACACCAGCAGCAGUGAGGCCGGCAGGUCAGAUGGUCCCCACCCUGUCAUAAGGAGGAGGACCUACAUUCUUGGGCCAGUUCUCAGCCACAACAGCUCCUUGUCCUCCAUAGCCACUAUCAGCAUCACCAGCAGUGAGGCUGAGAGGACAGAUGGCCCCCAACCUGGGAUAAGGAGGGAGACCUACAUUCCCUGGCCAGGCCUCAGGUACAACAGCCCCGUGUCCUCCAUAUCCACUCUCAGCUCCAGCAGCAGUGAGGACCACAUAGCAGACAGGAGCUGUUCCCAGGGAGUGACAGAGAAUGAGAGCCUCCCAGAAAACCAACAGGACGAGGAGGCAGGGACCUCCCCUGCUAAAGCUGCCGAGAGCAAGGGCCGCCGGGGGUCUGCAGGAGGAUGGUGAACUGCCUUCUGUGGGUGUGUUGUAUCCUGCCAGACCCAGAGGAAGACCUCUGAAUUCAGAGGAGAAAGGUGGCCCCAUAGCUUCAUUCACUGGAAAUGCUCAAGAGGAAAUUAUGAUCCCUGCCUGGGAGGAGGGAUUGUGGGGAGGCAGUAAUAAAUAACAGGCAGGGAGUGAAGGCAAUGGGUCUCGUAGGAGGAACUAGGAUCAGGCGUCAGACCAGACCACACCACCAGGUCCUGUGUCUCAUGUGCAAGCAGCUGAUCAGGUGAGCAUAACCUCACUUCAGUGUCAGGUCAGUGACAUUUCUCGGUUGUCACAUGGUUCAAGUAGUCAGCAGAAUAGCAUUUUUAUUGGUUAGCAUCCAUGACCAUUUGCUAGGCACCAGAAAAACAGACACCUGACAUUGAAACGCUGUAGUGAAUGUAUCCAUUUAUAAGGACUUACUAUAGAAGCUCCUUUAGAAGAGGCAUAACAUACUGGGGCAAGUGCCAGCCUCAGGGGCUUUCUCUAUCUGGAUUCUGAGGACAGCCACACUGUGUGCAUUCAGCAGAACUUACAGAACUGCAUGCAUAAACAUCUCCUUGAUUCCAUAAAAAGUAGAAAAAAGGAACAAAGAGACCAGGCCCUGGGACUUCCAAGAGCUAUACAAACCUUGCCUUCCUGUCUAUGAGGUGUGUGGUACUGCGCAAGUACCUCAUAUUCUGAGCCCUGGUCACCACUAAAAAGUUGGGGAGGAGGCUCUGAAAAGUCCUUGUGACACAGUGAGGUCUGGAGUUUCUGGGAUGACAAAUCCAGCCAUGUGCUUGCUCAGGGAAACCCAGGUACGUGUGGCAGAUAAGCCUUCCUUCUAGCAUGAAUGUACUGGACUCUCAGGUUAUACUCAAAUAGUCUCCCAUCCUGUUUUGGGAUGUGUGCAGGGGCCACUGGCUGCUUGGGGGAUGACUGGCAGCUGCUGGCCCCAGUGGCCCACUUCGGUAUGUGAUAUCUGGGGUCACUAUCAAGUCCAGCCUAGUAUUGGCAGCUAUAGUCAAAUUGAGUAACUUUGGUCUGCAUUGAUAGAUAUUGGAGUGGGGGAUUCUUUUACCUUUUAAAUUAUGCUAAUAAUACAAAACACAAAUGUUACUAUUUUAACCCUUUUAAAGUAUACAGUAGUGGGAUGAAGAGCAUUCACAGGGUUGUGUGCACAUCACCACCACACCUCUCCUCCACAUGAAACACUCCCCAUCCCCCUCCCUAGCCUCUGGCACCCCCAGGUCUACUCCUGUCUCAAUGAACGGGACAACUCUGUCUCAAGUAUUAUGCAGUAUU
Molecule: messenger RNA, 3635 nt
Organism: Oryctolagus cuniculus (rabbit)
Lineage: Eukaryota; Metazoa; Chordata; Mammalia; Lagomorpha; Leporidae
Biological process (GO): intracellular signal transduction; protein phosphorylation
Cellular component (GO): cytoplasm
Molecular function (GO): protein serine/threonine kinase activity; ATP binding
Source: RefSeq, a predicted model, not a curated record